This is a messenger RNA of Trichoderma virens Gv29-8, 1320 nucleotides long. RefSeq lists its product as uncharacterized. The annotation marks the transcript as partial. Lineage: Eukaryota; Fungi; Ascomycota; Sordariomycetes; Hypocreales; Hypocreaceae. The record is from RefSeq and is a predicted model, not a curated record. The transcript has 2 exons.
AUAAUGAAGGCUUUUAGCAUGCUGUCGGCUUCUCUAGCCUUCCAUCUCACAAAUGCCUACCUAGUCAAUCCUCCUGGCGCCGCCGCCCCUGGGGCUACCUCGAGUUGCAGUGGAUGGGUUCAACAGUCGUAUUCCCUGACUUGUAAGCUCAUCGAGCAGCUCUAUGGCAUGACUGAGGCCCAGUUUGAGUCAUGGAACCCCAGUGUCACCCUAUUGGGGGAUGGUUGUAACCUCAUCUCUGGGCUCUACUAUUGUGUAGAGGUCAACUUUGUGACCAUAUCUGUCCCGCCCACAGUCCCGCCAACUUCCACCACAACUCGGAGCGCCACCACUACAUCGAAGGGGAAUGGCAUCACUACUCCAACGCCCACACAGAGUGGCAUGGUUAGUAAUUGCAAUAAGUUCUACCAAGUUGUUAGUGGAGACGGCUGUUUUGAUAUUGCUGCCGCCAACAACAUCGCCCUCAAUGAUUUUUACUCUUGGAAUCCAGCGGUGAAGACCGACUGUACGGGCCUCUUUGCAGGUUAUUACGUCUGUGUCGGGAUCAUCGGAACUAUAUCCAGUUCGGCAUCAAGUACGACCACGGUGAAGAGCACAACGACAUCUUCUGGUGGUAAUGGAAUUACGACUCCAACUCCAACUCAAACCGGCAUGGUUAAAAACUGCAACAAAUUCUACCUUGUUGCCAGUGGAGACAGUUGUCCUAACAUUGCUACAGCUAAUAAAAUCGCCCUCAAUGAUUUUUACGCUUGGAACCCAGCGGUGAAAACCGACUGUACAAGCCUCCUCGCAGGUUAUUACGUCUGUGUCGGGGUUACUGUAUCAAGUACGACGCUGGUGAAAAGCACAACGACAUCUUCGGGUGGUAAUGGCAUUGCGACUCCGACUCCAACUCAAACUGGCAUGAUUAAAAACUGUAACAAAUUCUACCUUGUUGCCAGUGGAGACAGUUGCCCAAACAUCGCUACGGCUAAUAAAAUCGCCCUUGCGGAUUUUUACUCAUGGAAUCCAGCAGUAAAGACCGACUGUACAAGCCUCCUCGCGGGCUAUUACGUUUGUGUUGGUGUCCAGGGCUCAACGACAACCAAAAGCUCCACGUCGACCAAGAGCUCUACAGCAAUAGCCACGCCGACGCCGUAUCAGUCAGGCAUGACGAGCAAUUGCCGUGGUUUCCAUCUAGUCGUCAGCGGAGAUAGCUGUUCCGCCAUUGCUACCGCUGCUGGCAUUUCUCUGACGAAUUUCUAUUCAUGGAACCCAGCUGUAGGGACAAGCUGCAGCUCCUUAUGGUUAGGCUAUUAUGUCUGCAUCGCAAUUAAAUAG